Neomonachus schauinslandi (Hawaiian monk seal) is the source of this 3039-nucleotide messenger RNA. RefSeq names its product phosphodiesterase 4C (gene PDE4C). NCBI's taxonomy places the organism in Eukaryota, Metazoa, Chordata, Mammalia, Carnivora, Phocidae. Gene Ontology annotation, cellular component: nucleus; perinuclear region of cytoplasm; cytosol. Gene Ontology annotation, biological process: signal transduction. The record is from RefSeq and is a predicted model, not a curated record. Gene Ontology annotation, molecular function: 3',5'-cyclic-AMP phosphodiesterase activity. The transcript is spliced from 14 exons.
AUGGAGACCCCAGGGGUCCAAGAAGGGGCGGAGGCAUCCAGCGAGCUGAGUUGCGCUCGCAGCCGCCAAGGCAUAACCAGACCCCCGAAGCACUUGUGGCAUCAGCCCCGGCGCCCCAUCCGCAUCCAGCAGCGCUUCUACUCGGACCCGGACAAGUCCGCGGGCCGCAGUGAGCGGGACCGGAGCCCGUGGCCGGGGCUCGAGGAGUCGCGGCGCUCCUGGCCCACUUCCUACAGGCGCUUUGACCUGGAAAAUGGAUUCUCAUGUGGGAGAAGCACCCUGGACCCUCAGGCUGGGCCUGGCCUUGGUCAGGUCAGCCAGGCCCCUGCUCAGCACAGCCAGAGGCGAGAGUCCUUCCUGUACCGCUCCGACAGUGACUACGAACUCUCCCCCAAGGCCAUGUCCCGGAACUCCUCUGUGGCUAGCGAUCUACACGGAGAAGACAUGAUUGUGACGCCCUUUGCCCAGGUCCUAGCCAGUCUGAGGACAGUUCGGAGCAACGUCGCAGCCCUUGCCCACCUGCAACGACGCGGGGCAGGGCGCAGGGUCCCCCAAGGGGGUUGAGGCAGCCCCUGACCAGCUUGGCCCCCAGAGGACACUGGGCAGAAGCUGGCUUUGGAGACACUGGACGAGCUGGACUGGUGUCUGGAUCAGCUGGAGACACUGCAGACACGGCACUCAGUGGGGGAAAUGGCCUCCAACAAGUUCAAGCGGAUGCUGAACCGGGAGUUAACUCACCUGUCCGAAACCAGCCGCUCUGGGAACCAGGUGUCCGAGUACAUCUCGCAAACAUUCCUGGACCAGCAGACUGAGAUGGAGUUGCCCAGGGUGACCCCCAUGGAGACCCCAAGGCCCAUGUCCCAGAUCAGCAGCCUGCGUGGGGUCCCCCACAGUGCCAGCCUCUCUGCAGCCACCGUCCCACGCUUUGGGGUCCAGACUGACCAGGAGGGGGAGCUGGCCAAGGAACUGGAAGACACCAACAAGUGGGGGCUUGAUGUGUUCAAGGUGGCAGAACUAAGUGGGAACCGGCCCCUCACAACCAUCAUAUUCAGCAUCUUUCAGGAACGGGACCUGCUCAAGACAUUUCAGAUCCCAGCGGACACACUUGUCACCUACCUUCUGACGCUGGAGAGUCACUAUCAUGCCGAUGUGGCCUACCACAACAGCCUACACGCCGCUGAUGUGGCUCAGUCCACGCAUGUGCUGCUGGCCACACCUGCCCUCGAGGCCGUUUUCACAGACCUGGAAAUCCUGGCUGCCAUCUUUGCAAGCGCCAUCCAUGAUGUGGACCAUCCUGGGGUCUCCAACCAGUUUCUCAUUAACACCAACUCAGAGCUUGCACUUAUGUACAAUGAUGCCUCUGUGCUGGAGAACCACCACCUGGCUGUGGGCUUCAAGUUGCUGCAGGCAGAGAACUGCGACAUCUUCCAGAACCUCAGCACCAAGCAGAGGCUGAGUCUGCGCAGGAUGGUCAUCGACAUGGUCCUGGCCACAGACAUGUCCAAACACAUGAACCUUCUGGCUGACCUCAAGACGAUGGUGGAGACCAAAAAGGUGACAAGCCUUGGAGUCCUGCUGUUGGACAACUACUCCGACCGCAUCCAGGUCUUGCAGAACCUGGUGCACUGUGCGGACCUCAGCAACCCUACCAAGCCACUGGAGCUGUACCGCCGGUGGACGGACCGCAUCAUGGCCGAGUUCUUCCAGCAGGGCGACCGGGAGCGGGAAUCAGGCCUGGAUAUCAGCCCCAUGUGCGAUAAGCACACCGCCUCAGUGGAGAAGUCCCAGGUGGGUUUCAUUGACUACAUUGUGCACCCGCUGUGGGAGACGUGGGCUGAUCUGGUGCACCCAGACGCACAGGACCUGCUGGACACGCUGGAGGACAACCGUGAGUGGUACCAGAGCAAGAUCCCCCGCAGUCCUGUGGAUCUCACCAGCCCCGAGCAGGGGGGCCCUGACCGAUUCCACUUUGAGCUGACUCUGGAGGAGGCGGAAGAAGAGGAGGAGGAGGAAGGAGCUUUGGACACAGAGGUCUCAGAGUCACCUGACACUGAGCUUCUGGCCCCUGAAGCCAGCCCUGACCCUGAGGCCCUACUCCUGGACAACCAGAGGACUGGGGGCAAGCCCUGCGUGGACCACGAGGCCAAUGUGGUGGCUGAGCCCUUUGGUACCUAAUGGCUCCUGGCAGAUGGAUGGACCUUCCAGAAAGAGGUCCCAGGUGGCCCUUGCCUUGCCUCCCCCCCUCCACCCCCCUCCCCAUUGAGGGAGACAACCAAGCUUCUAGUUAUAGGCAGACCUUGGGGCCAAAUUGGAGGCACUUGGCUGGGGUCCAGUCUGACCGCGGGCUUUGCCGAGAGAGCUCUCUGAGGGGCUGGGCUGGGAGCAACCUCUUCCAGCGCCCUUGGGAUCUCCCUCCUGGGCUUCCACCCCCGGUGUGGAAAGAGGGUGUCUGCCAGGCCCCUUGUCCACCUUCUGCAGUGGUCAUUCUGGAGGCACAUCCAUCAUUUUAUCUUUCCACUCUUGAUCACGUAUUUAUUGGGCACCUACUGUAUGCCAGGCUUGCACCUGCUGUGUGCUUCUAGGGUAGCCCCGCACAAGGGGGUGGCAAAUCAGUCCCAGGAGACCUACCCCCCUCAGGUGCCUCCCCUUCAUCUGCCACGCAGCUCCAUGCAAGAGAAUGGAAACUUGAAUGGGAGAAUUUUUAGCACCAAAGCUUUGUCCAGACCCGAGUCUGGCUCAGGAGCUCCGGUGGGGAGCAGUAAGGGGCAGGAAAGACAGGGUUCUGUGUCGGGAACUGUCUCUGAAGACUGACUGAGCUUGUGGCUGCCUGUGCACCAGUUCCGGCUUUAAGUCACUGUAGUUUCUGUCUUGGGGUCUCUGGGUUCUGUUCUCCCUAGCCCCAGGACUCCCUGCUGGGUCCUCCCCCCACUUUCUCCCUCUUAUAGAACAGCAACAAAGCACAGCGUUCUUCCCCCUCCCCCGAUGGCAGGUGUCUGUUUCUGAGGCUGCCUCCAGACUCCCGAUAGGGGGAAGGAUGCC